Molecule: messenger RNA, 6252 nt
Organism: Cercocebus atys (sooty mangabey)
Lineage: Eukaryota; Metazoa; Chordata; Mammalia; Primates; Cercopithecidae
Gene: CSRNP2
Product: cysteine-serine-rich nuclear protein 2
Exons: 4
Coding region: 2096-3727 (543 amino acids)
Biological process (GO): regulation of transcription by RNA polymerase II
Cellular component (GO): nucleus
Molecular function (GO): DNA-binding transcription factor activity, RNA polymerase II-specific; sequence-specific DNA binding
Source: RefSeq, a predicted model, not a curated record
UUGAUUUGCAUUUCUCUGAUGGCCAGUGAUGACGAGCAUUUUUUCAUGUGUCUGUGGGCUGCAUAAAUGUCUUCUUGUUGAUGGGUAUCUUUAAACUCAGCUAAAAUCUUAACCCAUAAAAAGCCCUCGGCUUGCUCCUUUCUUACCGUGCCCUAAGAAUGUGACCUCUGAUGGUAAGAUCAGUAACCUGAAGAACUGAACCGAUACUUUGGGCGUGUUUUUUAAUUUAAUUACAAUUUUUAUCAAAUAUUUGAUUCUUUUUUUUCCUCCCUGGCCAAAUUUAUUUCAGGAAUGUGCUUGUCUAGACUUCUGAUGGCUGAGGUUUCUUAGGUACAUCUCGUGACUUGAAUGCAGAAUUGGAUGCAAUCUGGAUAGAUUAGGAAAUACCUUCUCUAAGGUACUUAUUAGGUCUGGUUGACUUUGUAGAGCUGAUCCAAGAGCAGGCAAAUUGCUUCCAACAGACACAGUCCAGAAAAACAGCUCUGUAGCAGGCAUCUCUUAACACCACAGUAUAUUCUGGGUAGCUGCUCUGCAGUAAUGCAGCCCUGUCGUUCUGGGCAGUGUUGUUAUUCCUGCUGCAUAAUUAGCAACUAGUGAGAUCAUAGUCUGGGGAGAUUCUGGCAUUACUGAGGCAAGGGAGGGUUCGUGUCUCAUCACACAUGGCUCCCGCUCUGACAGCAUUUCUGCUGAGCAGAUUCGUGUCCUUCUGGAACUUAAAUCCAAAGAUGGAGGAAAAAGAUUUGUACCUAGGAAAUGGACUAUCUCAGCCUCCUUGGUUGUAUUAAAGCGUGUUGAAAACAACACUGCUUGCCAUAUUGAUAUAACCAGAAUAAAUUGUUACUUCUCUUGCUAUUUGUUUUCCCCUUGCUGAUUUCUUUAUAGAGGGCAAAGAUUGUAAAGCUACGAUGUCCUUGCACAGAGGAUGGUGACAGACCAGAUGAGCCCUAUUUUAUGGAGCAGUAUGAGAUUGGGAAAGAUUCUGGGUUUUGAAGCCAUGCAGAUUCUAAUCUUGGGUCCAUUCUUUGGUACCAAAUUUGACCUUUAUAGAAGCCUGGUGAGACACUUUACACUUGUGAAGAUCUGGGUAAAGGGUUUUCCUGACUGCUAAUGUCCUUCAAAAUUGAGUGCCUGAAGCAGUAUUUCCCAAAGUGUAUUCCAAGCAUUAUUUGCACUCUAAAAUACCUUGGAAACAGUAGGUUCCAUAAUCAGGUUUGUAGAAACACUGCGUUCUGUGUUCUCUCAGCCGUCACCAUCCUUAUUAGUAUAUUAAAAACCUCUAAGAGGUUCCACUAUAGGCAAUUUUUAAAACCCUUUUGACACAGCAGUCCCAUUUCUAUGUAAAAGCUAUUAAUACCAUAAGAUAGGCACUUUGGGAAAUGCCGGGCUGUAUUAUCACUAGGAAAAAUAAGUGGGUCUAGCCGGGUUCAGUGGCAUGUGCCCUGUAGUCCCAGCUACUCUGGAGGCUGAGGCAGGAGGAUUGCUCGAGUCUAGGUGUUCAAGACCAGCCUGGGCAACACAGUGAGACACUGUCUCUAAAAUAGAUAAAUAGUUGGGUCUAGUCUUGGUUUAGGCAAAGCCUAAUUCUGCUUUUUUUCCCUUUUUUUCUUUUUUUGCCAACCAAACAAGUAGCAGUGAUAAUUGUGUUUUUGAUCUCAAGUUCUUCUCACUGGUCCCUUGGAGAGCUUUCCUAUGUGAUCAGAAGAGCAGCUACUGUGAUUCCUGGGCUAAUGAAGCCUAGACCCCAGCUGGAUUGGAAGCAAAGGCCUUCCCUCCACUGGGAAAGGUGCCGCUGCUACCCAUCUCAUUAUUCUAAGAGUGACUAAGAAUGGAGGGGCUGUUGGGAAAUGAAAGUAGGAGAAUGUUGGCCAGAGCUAGUAGAGAAAGAACAUAAUGUUGAGAAAGCAGACGUCAGUGCUAGGUGAGGUGCGUGCUUUAGAGAGCUGUGUGUGUAGACUGGGGAGGGGUCUGUCUUGGGACAGGAAUGCUGAUUCCUUUUUUUCCCUGGGCAGAAUCCUAAUGUACCUGGCUAGCUGGUGGUGAGCAGGGGCUUUGGGGCCAACUUGUUGGGCUCCCCAAGGAAACCCCUUUGAAACCAAUGGAUGCAUUCACGGGCUCGGGUCUCAAGAGGAAGUUUGAUGAUGUGGAUGUGGGCUCAUCAGUUUCCAACUCGGAUGAUGAGAUCUCCAGCAGCGAUAGUGCUGACAGCUGCGACAGCCUCAAUCCUCCUACCACUGCCAGCUUCACACCCACAUCCAUCCUGAAGCGGCAGAAGCAGCUGCGGAGGAAGAAUGUACGCUUUGACCAGGUGACUGUAUACUACUUUGCCCGGCGCCAGGGUUUUACCAGUGUGCCCAGCCAGGGUGGUAGCUCACUGGGCAUGGCCCAGCGCCAUAACUCUGUACGGAGCUACACACUCUGUGAGUUUGCCCAAGAACAGGAGGUGAACCAUCGAGAGAUUCUGCGUGAGCACCUGAAGGAAGAGAAACUCCACGCCAAAAAAAUGAAGCUGACCAAGAAUGGGACAGUGGAGUCGGUGGAGGCCGAUGGCCUGACGCUGGAUGAUGUGUCAGAUGAAGAUAUUGAUGUGGAAAAUGUGGAGGUGGACGAUUACUUCUUCCUGCAGCCUCUGCCCACCAAACGGCGACGGGCCCUGCUGAGGGCUUCUGGGGUCCACCGCAUUGAUGCUGAAGAGAAGCAAGAACUUCGAGCCAUCCGCCUGUCACGGGAAGAAUGUGGUUGUGACUGCCGACUGUAUUGUGACCCAGAAGCGUGUGCCUGCAGCCAGGCUGGGAUUAAAUGCCAGGUGGAUCGCAUGUCCUUUCCAUGUGGCUGCUCCCGGGAUGGCUGUGGGAACAUGGCAGGGCGCAUUGAAUUUAAUCCCAUCCGGGUCCGGACUCAUUACCUCCACACCAUUAUGAAACUGGAGCUGGAGAGCAAGCGGCAGGUGAGCCGCCCAGCAGCCCCAGAUGAGGAGCCCUCCCCCACUGCCAGUUGCAGCCUGACAGGAGCACAGGGCUCUGAGACCCAGGACUUCCAGGAGUUCAUUGCUGAGAAUGAGACAGCAGUGAUGCACCUGCAGAGUGCAGAGGAACUGGAACGGCUCAAGGCAGAAGAAGAUUCCAGCGGCUCUAGUGCCAGCCUGGACUCGAGCAUUGAGAGCCUGGGUGUGUGCAUCCUGGAGGAACCCCUGGCUGUCCCCGAAGAGCUGUGCCCAGGCCUUACAGCCCCCAUUCUCAUCCAGGCUCAGCUGCCCCCAGGCUCCUCUGUCCUGUGUUUUACCGAGAACUCAGACCACCCAACUGCCUCAGCGGUGAACAGCCCAUCCUACUUGAACAGUGGGCCCCUGGUCUAUUAUCAAGUGGAGCAGAGGCCAGUCUUGGGAGUGAAAGGAGAGCCUGGUACAGAAGAAGGCUCAGCCUCUUUCCCAAAGGAGAAGGAUCUGAAUGUCUUCUCUCUCCCUGUUACCUCACUGGUGGCUUGUAGCUCCACAGACCCAACUGCCCUCUGUAAAUCAGAGGUGGGGAAAACACCCACCCUAGAAGCGCUAUUGCCCGAAGAUUGUAACCCUGAGGAGCCUGAAAAUGAAGACUUCCGCCCUUCCUGGUCCCCCUCGAGCCUCCCCUUCCGCACGGACAAUGAAGAGGGCUGUGGGGUGGUGAAGACCUCCCAGCAGAAUGAGGAUCGGCCCCCUGAAGAUUCUUCCUUAGAACUCCCUCUGGCAGUGUGAUAGGGGCUAGAGAUCCUGCCUCUUACCCAUUCUCUAUUUAUUCCCUUAUUUUAUCUAACACCAUUUCAAAACAAAACUGUAGAAGCAGCUGCUGCUCCCAUGUUAUUUUAUUGGGGUCUUUGGGGAAUGGGUGGGAAAGGAUUGUUUGAGUAUUUUUUAAAAGGGAAACAGUACCAAGGAGACCAGCCCCAGCUUGAUCUGGGGAUCCUGGGGCAGAGAAAGCUGCAUAGUGCUGAACACUGAGCUUUCUGGGCCACUGGAACAAAGAACUAGGAUCUCACAGGAGAAGCUGGGUAACAAGCAGCUAGUCUUUCUGUAGGGACCAGAACACAAGAAUUUGAAGAACACGGCAAAGCUCCUUCUCUCCCAAGCCCCAGGCAGAGUACAAGCUCAUUUUUCUCGGUGGCUAUUCUGAUACUCCAUUUUGGUGUGUCAUAAUACUUCAGACUAGAAAGUCACCUGGUCGAGUCUCGGGAGGAGGGAGUGGAAGGGUCUCUGCUUCUGUACAAAAUCUCCAGGAUUUACAAAAAUUUAACCUGCCUUCCUUCAAUCCCCUAUUUGGUAAAUAGGUUAAUAUUUGACAUGUUUGGUGUUCUCCGACCUGUUCCCCACACUGGGGAUUCCUGGUCUGUAACUUGAAUUGUUUCUUCCACAUGUUCUUAAGUACUAGAGUUAAACUUGUCUAUGUCUUUUUUUCCCUCCAUCCUUUUUCCUUUGGAGAAAAAGAGCUGGAUUGGCUGGGGAUGUGCUAUAAAGAGCCUGAGCCUUCUGUACGUAUCUGAUACUAGCACUGUCAGGCAGCUUUCGACUGGGGCUCACCCAUCCCACAGGAGGCCUAUGUGGAGCAUUAACUGGCCAAAGGAGGCAGCGGGAACAGGCUGCUUGCUAUUUGGAAAGAUGACAUAUUUGUGCUGUGCUUGUUUUUUCACCUAGGUUUUUCCCUCUUUGUGAGAUCUGAGCUUUAGUGAAAUGUAGGAUGUGGCAAUCUUAAGGUCACCAACCAGUUUUUGUUCUUUUUUUUCCUGUAUCUACCCUCAUGGUUGUUUUCAACAUACCAGGUUAGAGAGUUCUUACACUGUUUUAGUUCAGGUCCAAGAAUCGCAAAUGUUUAUUGGACCCCUCCAUCUUGAUGAUGUAUAAAAAUUGGAAGCCACGCCAGUUCUUAAAUGCCACAUGCAAUUCCCAGAUUCCAAAGGAUUCAAGUUCUAAUUAUAACCUUUGAAGCAUAUAGAAUGGAACUCAUUCAGUUUGAUUCAGUUCUUACCUCUGAAUCAAAUACAUCGGGGGAAUACGGUUCCUGUUCAUCCUAUGUUCUAAGAUCUCCAUUGAACAGCACUGAUUUCCUUUUAUUAGCCAUCUUUGCCUCUGUUCUAAAAUGGAGGCAGUAGGGAGCAAAACUAUUCUUCUCAAGCAUCCUUUACACCAUACAUUACUUCUGGUAUGGUUUAUUAACCACACACACAAAAGAGUGAAAAACUGUGUUGGGGGGAGACACUACUUAUCUUCCUCAUAAAGCCUUUUCUGUGGGAUAUUAAGCCCCUGGUGUCUUACAGAAACCAUGUAUGUUGCAGAAGCAUUUCACCCCUGAAGUCUCUAAACUCUGAGCCUGAAAGGAUUUGUAUUUAAUACACAUACACUGUUUAGUUCAUUCUGCCUCUCCUAUUUGUUCCAGUGUUUGCUUGGUUUUAGUUUGGAGGGGAACUUAAGUACAUAAAUCCUUAUCUCUCCCCAUCCCCUAGCCUCAUGAGUUGAGAGUCUUAAGUACCUGAGAUCUCGAAGCUAUCCAGAACUGAACUAGACUCCCCUACCUUAGACUAGUACCCGCAAACACAGGACUUGAAGCUUAAUUGGGAAUUUGGCUUUAUGGAGAAAAGAAUCUUUUUCAAAGUUUGUGUCAGAAGGGGAGGGUGAGGUCUGCACAUUGCCUCUGCAGGAAGGCUCCAGCUUAAUCUAGGAAGUAGAUUCCAGCUGCACGAUGAGGAACACGUUAGCUUUUGGGAUCAAACCAGGAAUAUGAAUCUGUAAUUAAGCUCAUUGCCAACCCAUAGGAUAAUUGAUGUUUCUGAAAACCUGUCAUUUCUUAAUCUAAGUCUAUCCCCUUCAUUAACUCUACAGUUGUGAUUCACACUGAUCCCAAACUUUUGAGUGCUAAAUAUUAACAUUUAGCAUUAACUGUCUUGUCAAGCAAAAGGCCUUCUCUACAACCUAGUCCAUCUCACUUCUGGUGCUACCUGAGUUGGACGGAAUUCUAGCUCAUGGUUGCUAGGAAAGCUAGGCCUCUGAUCACAGAAGCAGACAGCUUCAGCCCCAGUCUAGGCCUAGAUAAAUGACUCUUCUCACCACAACUCUUACUAUUUUCCAAUUUCCUUUCUCACAUACUGUACACAGGUAGUAUUUUCAAUGUGAAUCCAAAGCUUGUCUGGUUCUCUGAAAAUAAUUUUCUCCCCUUUAGGUUCUUUACAUUGUGAUAAUGCUGUAUUUAAAGAGAAUAUUUAAAUGUAAUAUUAAAGAAAUAUUCAAAAGAA